Anopheles darlingi is the source of this 2217-nucleotide messenger RNA. RefSeq names its product TBC1 domain family member 20. Gene Ontology annotation, cellular component: endoplasmic reticulum membrane. The transcript has 7 exons. The coding region runs from base 280 to 1764 and encodes 494 amino acids. The record is from RefSeq and is a predicted model, not a curated record. Lineage: Eukaryota; Metazoa; Arthropoda; Insecta; Diptera; Culicidae. Gene Ontology annotation, molecular function: GTPase activator activity. Gene Ontology annotation, biological process: positive regulation of GTPase activity; endoplasmic reticulum to Golgi vesicle-mediated transport.
GUAGAGGGGGAAGGUGGACGCGAGGAGAGAACGGAAAAACAGGACAAGAUAGCGGACAAAAGAAAAGAGAAAAAACAACUACCAACAACUAAAGUGGCUCGUUCCGGGGUGGAAAAUCGAUACGACGUGUGUGGUUUCGCGAACCGUUUUCCCCGUGUCGCGUCUUUGCUAGUUCCGCAGGCUGGUGCAAGAAGCUGGCGCUUGAUUACAUGACUCAUAGCUGGCACGAUAAGAAGGCCAGCAGUCCGCUAAUCGCGGGCGUUACUAACGCAAAUCAUCAUGGAGCGUGUGGAACUGCUGAACGGUCCUGUGGAAAAGCGUAACCAUCGUGCAUUCGAAGAAGAUCGCAGUAGCAGCAGCGGGGACGAAUCUCACGAGGAACCAGCAUCACAGAAUUCGGUCACCACAGCGUUGGUCGCGGGGACCACCACAAACGAUAACAACGAUCGCGGUAGGGGUGUUGUGCGGCUGGAAAAGUGUGAUAUCCGGUGUGCCGCAGAGGACACGAUGUCCUUGAUGGCCUCGCAGGAGGCGUCGGAGGACAGCAGAAACGAUUUCGAGGAAGACGAAAAGCAGGCCAACGGAAAGAACAUUGCGCUCGUUCAGCCCAACAACCAUCGCCGUUCAGACGAACCGACCGAGCUAAGCUUCGAGAAAUUUCCCGAGAACCACGAAGAGAAACUUAAACGAAUAAAAAUCGAAAACGCGCUCGAUGAUCCCAAGACAACGCUGGAAACAUGGAAGCAGUUUGCCAAAUCCGAAUAUGGUCUCAUUAACGAUGAUUUGCGACGUAAGGUUUGGCCACUGCUGGUCGGUGUUGAUCCACAACAGGUCGAUCCAGCGCCCUCGCUGGAAGAGCUAAAUAGCCAUCCGGAGUACAAUCAGGUGGUGCUCGAUGUGAACCGGUCGCUAAAACGAUUCCCUCCCGGUAUCCCGUACGAGCAGCGUGUUGCCUUGCAGGAUCAGCUGACCGUACUGAUCCUGCGUGUAAUUAUCAAGUAUCCACAUUUGAAGUAUUACCAGGGAUACCACGAUGUAGCGAUCACGUUCCUGUUGGUCGUGGGGGAAGAGGUUGCAUUUCAUGUGAUGGAAAUCCUUUCUACGAACCACCUGGUCGAAUGUAUGCAAGAAACGAUGGAACCAACGCAGCGACGCUUGAUGUUCAUUUACCCGCUCAUCAGGCGGGAGAACUCGGCUCUCUGCACUUAUUUGGAAAGAUCGACCGUAGGUACACUGUUCGCCUUACCCUGGUACCUGACCUGGUUUGGACACAGUCUCAACUCUUACCGAUCCGUCGUGCGGCUGUAUGACUACUUUUUGGCCUCGGAUUUCCUGCUACCCAUCUACGUGACCUCGGCGAUCGUCAUCUAUCGACAGAAUGAAAUCUUUCAGGAGGAUUGCGAUAUGGCUUCCUUGCAUUGUCUCUUGUCUCAGCUCCCUGAAGAUCUACCGUUUGAAUAUUUACUUAAGUGCGCCGAAUCACUCUAUCGGAAGUAUCCACCGAGAAUGAUAGAGAAAGACGUAGAAACCAUGAUUGCCAACGAAAAGAAGCAGCGGAUUGCCGAGGAACAGGAGCGGGAAUAUCGUCGACGGUAUGGAAAGAAGCCACCGCCGGCCGUCACGACGUCACUUAUUGGACGAUUUUUGCCACACCUGCCACUAUCCCGCCGGUCCAUGGUAUUCACAACGGCCUUCUCCAUUCUGGUCGGUUUCUGUGCGUACUACUACCGGGCACACUAUAUGCCGCUGACGGGCAUCAGAUGAGUGGAGCUAUUCCGGCGGCUACCGUCGUCGUAUAUCAUCAGCCCGCUAGCUACGGGGUUCGGUCGAAUUUGGUCGAAUGCGAGCAUUAGGCAGAUGCAGUAGAGCCGUCGGAAUCAGGAGUGCAAGUGUCCUGGGAGCAGACCCUAUGGCUGAGGGGGAUUUGUGAUCAUAACGUUUUUUGUCCUACGCGCUGCCUCUCGUGUUUCACGCUUUCUGCUUCGCUGUCCCUAUAUGCUUCUCACGACCAGUCGGACCAGUACGUUCACCGCUUUCUAUAAUUCCCUCUUCCGUUGUGUAAAUAAGUUGAUCGGGAAUGUGAGGCCGCUGGAGACCCCAGCGAUAGAGAAGACUGUAGAGAGGUGGGUUUGGGGGGAGCCUGAUGAAGAGCGGGGUGCAUGUGGUUAAUGUUACUUUUUUAUUGGUUUUGCAAUAUAUUUUUAAUGUGUAGAAAAU